Messenger RNA from Labeo rohita (rohu), 2683 nucleotides. RefSeq names its product NHERF family PDZ scaffold protein 4a (gene nherf4a). Lineage: Eukaryota; Metazoa; Chordata; Actinopteri; Cypriniformes; Cyprinidae. Gene Ontology annotation, biological process: protein localization to plasma membrane. The record is from RefSeq and is a predicted model, not a curated record. The coding region runs from base 19 to 1602 and encodes 527 amino acids. Gene Ontology annotation, molecular function: protein binding; protein-membrane adaptor activity. The transcript has 11 exons. Gene Ontology annotation, cellular component: apical plasma membrane.
UUUUAAAGCUUCAUUUAAAUGUGUACCUUGCACCCUCACAAAGCCCAGGGCUCAGCCAGCAGUGGUAAGCAGGAUCAUGAGAUUCACCACAGAACCGAUGGAUCCCCCAGGGUUACCAAACAAAGUGCAAAUGUUGUUCACAGGAAGUUCACCUUCAACCCCAAAGAAGGGAUUGACAACCCUGCUUUAGUAAUCUCUGAUGACACAGAGCCUGAUGUGCGUCCGCGGCUCUGUGUUCUGAAGCGGGAACAGGGACAAGGCUUUGGUUUCUACCUGAGCAAGGACGCUGGCUGCAGGGGGCAUGUGGUGCGCCAGGUGGAGCCUUGGAGCAGCGCAGAGCGGGGCGGACUGAAAAACGGGGACCGUGUUUUGGAGGUCAACGAGGACUUUGUGGAUGACAAGGAGCACUCGACUGUGGUGCUGAAGGUGCAGGCGUCUGGGCUGAAGCUGUAUCUGUUAGUGCUGAGUGCUGAGGAUUAUGAGUUAGCGGUUUCAGAGGGAACAGACCUCAAGUCGCUCGCCAGCUCUUACCGUCCCAUAGAGGGCUGUUCUCGCCCACGGUUGUGUUACAUCACUAAAGAGCCUGGCAGCGGCUUGGGCCUCAGCAUCAUUCCUAUUGAAGGUGAGCGAGGCCGUUAUCGUCUCAACCCAGUGACUGAUGGUCCAGCUGAGAGAGCAGGAGUCCAGAAUGGAGACAGGCUGAUUUGGAUCAAUGGAGCUAGGAUUGCAGCACUGGGUUAUGCAGCACUGUCAAAAAUGGUGAAGAAAUGUGAGGACCAUAUGACUGUCUUGGUGAUUGACAGCAGGAGUGAAGAUUGUUAUAAUCGCAUGGGAUUACCCAUAAUUCCUGCUUUUGCCAAAACUCAUAAUCUACCCUACACACCAAAAACACUACAUUUGGCUCAAGGGCCACAAGGAUACGGGUUCCUCUUAAGGCAAGAAAAGCUACGGUCUGGACGUAUUGCUCAUGUAUUACGAGAGAUCGACCCCUGCAGCCCAGCUGAGACUGCAGGAAUGGAGGAUGGAGAGCUUGUGCUAGCGGUGAAUGGGGAGCAGGUGGAGGAUGCAGAGCAUGAGGACAUUGUCAGCAAAAUAAGGCAAAGCGGCCAGCAGGUCACCCUAACCACCAUCUCCAUCCCUGGCAGAGACUAUUACGCACAGCUGGGUAUUUCUCCAUUGCUGUUCUAUGAAGACCAUAUUCCAAAAAGGGAACAGUUCCCUAAUCCUCAAGAGGGACACCAAAAUCCACCGCAUCCUCGACUUUGUGUGCUUCACAAGGAGGGUGCCGGAUUUGGCUUCAACCUAGGCUGUAUUCAGAAUAAGCCUGGGACAUAUAUCGGUCAGGUGAUGGCGGGGAGUGCAGGAGAGAGAGCAGGGCUGUGUGAGGGGGAUGUGGUUAUAGAGGUGAAUGGACAGAAUGUGGAGAAAGAAUAUUUUGAUGAAGUGGUGAGGCUGAUAAAAGAGGGAGGGACUCCUCUUAGCCUGCUAGUCGUGGAGGGACUCGGAUAUGAGAGACUGAGAAAUGCCAGACAGACUGUAAGUUCAGGAUUCAAUAUUUACAACAAAACGGUUCCAGAUGCUUCACAAGAUGAUUUUGUAUAAAUUAAUAUAAUCAGGUAAAACAUUAAUUACAUUUUUUAACAUAUAAAAUAAAACUACAUAUCAGUAAACUUCCAAAUAAUGUCUAUGUGCCUAAAAAAGGUACUUCUUUAAACUUCUGUAAAGAUUUUGCAAAAACAUGGACAAAAUGAUAAACAUGUUUUUCAGAAAAAAGGCAAAUCAUCCUGUCCAUAACCACAUGUAUUACUGAAUCAGUGUCAUUAUUUAAAGGAGUGCUAUUAUGCUUUUUCACUUUUUGAACUUUACUCACUGUGUGGUGUGUAUGUUUGGGCAUAAAAAAGAUCUACAAAGUUACAAAUCUCAAAGCCCACUCCAAAAGGAGACAAUUCGUUUUUAAAAAUCUCUUAACAAGAACUACAAUGAGCAGCUCCUUUGGACUAAAAUGUUUGUUUUCCGCAUGCAAUGAUGUCAUAAUGCGGUUUAUUAUAAUAUCAUUAAAUUAAAUCCCACCCACGGAAAUUCACAUUGUUGGAGGGAGGGUAGGGACGAGGUGGGGGAUUAGCCUAACAGUAGCGAUGCAGUGUGGAGAAACGAUUCAACGAGCCGCAGCGCAGUGGGUAUAAACACAAGCAUUGACUAGAGAGGCCGCUUCAGAGCAGUAACGCACAAGAGAUUUAUUCAUCAUACACCGUAGAUAGCUUCACUUAUAACGCAAGUGUUUUUUAAAAUGCAUAAACUUGGAUUAGAAUAGGCUAGGCUAAUCAGUGAUGAUGUUCUCUGAUAAUGUUAGGCUGUUUUUAGCCUUAUGCUGGAGCUGAUUUCGGCCAUGAAAUCAGCUCCAAUAUGUAAAUAAAUACAUUAGCACCAUAGUAUCAUGUAUUGGCAAUCUCGCAGGCUGAUGAUAGAACACUACUGUAGCAUAUUAUUUACUCACCGUCCAUGCAUCCUAGGUGUAUAUGACUUCCUUCUUUCAGACGAAUGCAAUCGGAGUUAUAUUAAAAUUUAUCCUGGCACUCCCAAGCUUUAGAAGCUUUAGUUCUAGUACACCCCCAAAACAAAAUCUAGACUUUGCAAAAGAGCAUAAUAGGACCCCUUUAACACAACCACAACACUUGAGCACAAA